AUUGGCUGUGAGACACACGUACGCAGAAACCACAUGCAGGACCAGCCAGGAUCCAAAAAUGCAGGACUUUUAUAUCGACAAGUAUGUUUUGCUCGUGUAGUUUAAAUUUCCUUGUCUUAACAAGAUUGAGGGUCAGUUUUUUCAAUCCUUUGGUUGGACCAAUUGGUUCUCCGAAUUAAAUCGUGAAAUUGUUAUUGACGAAAGAGAUAUCGUGUCUUUGAAUUGCGAACUACAAAUUACUUACCAGCAAUCACUGCCUCCUUCUCCAACUUUGCUGCAAGUGUAUGAUGUACCAACAUGAACAAAUUUAUUUGCGUGACGAAUAAGCAUGACUCACCGAAUUCUCCGAGGAAUUCCUAGGAUAAUGACAAACCACUAUCAAGAAAUAAUGCAGAAUUUCGAGUAUCUGCUUGUGAUGGACUUUGAAGCUACUUGCAAGAAAUACCAAAAACUCCAGCCGCAGGAGAUCAUAGAAUUGCCGUGCGCGGUAUUGUCCACCCGCGACUGGGACUUAAAAGACACUUUCCACGAAUACGUUAAGCCCAGAGUGCAUCCUAUACUCACACCAUUUUGUACGGAACUGACAGGAAUUAUGCAGGAUAUGGUGGAUGACCAGUCUUAUUUCCCGGAUGUAUUCUCGAGAUUUUGCAACUGGCUGAAGAAGGGAGGAUACUUUGAUGAGUCUGACAAGAGUACAUUCGUAACAUGUGGCAAUUGGGACCUAAAAGUCAUGCUGCCAAGUCAGUGCAGUUUGGAUGGCAUCACACUACCAGAUCAAUUCAAGCAAUGGAUAGAUUUGAAGCACACUUUCAGUGAAUAUAAGAUGCGUUAUCCUAGAGGUCUGCAGGAUAUGCUUGCACGAUUAAAUCUUCCACUGCAAGGACACUUGCAUUCAGGCAUAGACGAUGUUAAGAACAUGGUUACUAUAAUCCGAGCCUUGCAUGAAAAGCACAAUGUACAGUUCAAAAUUACUUCGUCGUUAACGACUUCUACGUUAAAUUUAAAGGAUUACAAAAGGAACACAGCAGAGGAAAGUGUAGUGAAAAAAGAUAGGCGAUAGUUUGUAAAAAAUUGGUUAUGUAUUAAUAAAAAAUAUUGUUUUUAUAAAAUUCAUCGAUUGCAGCAACGAGAAUCGAGAAAUAAAUAUUCUGAUUAUAUUACGAAACA
This is a messenger RNA of Odontomachus brunneus, 1167 nucleotides long. RefSeq names its product ERI1 exoribonuclease 3. NCBI's taxonomy places the organism in Eukaryota, Metazoa, Arthropoda, Insecta, Hymenoptera, Formicidae. Gene Ontology annotation, biological process: exonucleolytic trimming to generate mature 3'-end of 5.8S rRNA from tricistronic rRNA transcript (SSU-rRNA, 5.8S rRNA, LSU-rRNA). Gene Ontology annotation, molecular function: 3'-5'-RNA exonuclease activity; nucleic acid binding. The transcript has 3 exons. The record is from RefSeq and is a predicted model, not a curated record. The coding region runs from base 329 to 1060 and encodes 243 amino acids.